GCCGGUGGGGGGGAGGCAUGCUGCCGCUAAUGCUCAUGGCCCUGCUGCGGCGGCGGCGUGGGUGGACGGGUCGGCGCGGCGCGCCCCGCUACGCCGAGGAGCUCAGGCCCUGUCUGCAUAGCGUGGCCGGUCUGGCCUCCGUCGACCAGCGACGGCCAGCCUGGGCAUCGAGAUCCUCACUCAAGGAGCAGACCCGGAGCUCAGUCCUGGCCGCCGAGGACGCUGGCCGGCCUAACGCGCGCGUAUCCAGGCGCCGAUGCAGUGCUUGGGGGACAUCACUCACGCCGCGCUCGCCGCUCGUUGCGUCUUCGAAUCGUCGCCUACAGCCAGGGAAGACGAAGACAAGGCGACUCUGAAAGGUGGUGCGUCCAAGCUGAUUUAGAAAGCGCUGAUAUCAAGCGAAGUCUGAGUAACAUUGGGACUUUGGUUGCAAUGAUACUAAAACGGAGGAGAUCCAAUCACUCAAAAUGGUAAGAAAAGAGGCCAACCGGCAUAUCUUUAAUCUGUCGGCCAAUGCUUAUCAUUCGUUUCUUACAUCAUCGUCGCAUAUAAAAUCGUUGGGGAAGUGACAAGAGAUAAGACAUUGUUUGGUAGGCCGAGGCAAUAGUUAGCAGUACUAUAUGAACUAAUUAAGCACACCUAUUCUAGCAAAAGGGGGUACUACCAGUAUGUUUUGGGGGGCUGGGGUAUUUAUUAACUGUUCAAUGUUGGAGUACUCUCUAUCACCAAUUAUUGCAUUGUGUUCAUCUUUUGGUUCUAGCAGUACUAUUUAAGUGCUAGUGUUGGGCAGAUGGACCAAAUGCUCUCUUCAUUCCACAGGAUUUGUCAUGCGCCUGAUGCUGUUGUGCGGUGUAGAACCAUAGACUCCGUCGCCUGUAAGUCAUCCUUACUCGUCACGUUCCUUUCAUACUAUGCAUGUGGAAAUGCAUAGAUCUUCGAGGUCUUCAUAGGUUCUUGACACCGUAUUGUUGAUAUUCUGUAUCAUCAUGAUCUUUGUUAUUCAGAAAAUAAUAAUAGAAAUGCAUAGAUGUAGCUGCUAAUAAGAGUUCUCUUUAUUUUGUUACUGUAGUAGCACAAAAUUUACUUCCGUCUGGGCAAUGGCUGGAGGGCCGAUUCAGCUGUGGAAUGAGUGGGCGACCCAAAUCCUCGUCCUACUCAGCUUCGCGCUCCAGAUUUUCCUCUUCCUCUUUGCUAGGACUCGUCGCCAUGGACCCUCUGCCGUGCUGAAGAUCCUCCUCUGGUUGGCGUACCUCAUGGCCGACUCCACCGCUGUCUACACCCUCGGCCAUCUCUCCAUCAGCGGUUCGCCGCGUGAGCAAAAGCUUGCGGUAUUCUGGGCGCCCUUCCUCCUGGUGCAUCUUGGUAGCCAGGACACCAUCACCGCCUACGCCCUUGAGGACAACAAGCUUUGGCCACGCCACCUGCUAAAUCUCAGCGUCCAAGCCUUUGGGGUUGCUUAUGUCCUCUAUAAGUAUAUCGCCGAGAUCCCCGCCUCAUUGGGAUUGGCAACCGGCUUGAUGUUUGUCAUUGGUCUCAUCAAGUAUGCGGAGAGGAUAUGGGCUCUCAAGCGCGCCAACCUUGACAGCAUCCUGAGCUCUAUCAGGGAACCUCAGGCCCUCCCUAUUUACUACAGUGAGCUUCCAACCCGGGGAGCAGGGGUAGAAGAGCGAGAUGAAGAAGAGCUCCUGCUGUUCGCCCAAGGCAUGCUCCCUCUUUGCAAGGGUGCUAUAGCUGAUUUGCCUCUGGCCUUUUAUAAGUUCGUAGAUUUUGCUAUUCAGCCGUACAGUUCUUACAGAUUGAGGUGGAACUGCAAAGCUAUGUGCAAGGUGGUGGAGAUGGAGCUCUCCCUCAUGUAUGACAUCCUCUACACCAAGGCUGCGGUGAUGCACAACUGGUAUGGCUACUGCAUCCGUGUGUUCUGUCCGCUCGUGACUGUCGUCGCGUUCAUACUGUUCCAGUUAAGUGGUAAUAAAGAUGGUUACAGCAGAGUCGAUGUUGGCAUCACUUACAUCUUGUUGGUUGGUGCUUUUCUCCUGGACAUGGCAGCAGCGUUCAGUGCUUUUGGGUCGACCUGGACAUGUAGUUUCUUGUGGACUAGAGGCUGGAGUCGGCUUGGUCUUCUCAUCCUGUCUCUUCGCCGGCAUUUCAAAGCUGCUAGAGGCAACAGAAGGUGGUCACGCUCCAUUGGACAGUUUAACUUGUUCCAGUUCUGCUCUCAUGACAAGAGCAAGCUAAGCAUCAGAGUGGCCAGGAUGAUGGGGCUCAAGGAUUGGUGGAACAAAUGGCAGCAUUCUGAGACCCUAGUGAUUUCGGAGGAUGUCAAGGAGUUGCUGUUCAAACUUGUGUGGCAAGCACUGAAGGAGAUUCAUGUCCCUGGAGCAAAGUAUGAUGCCAACCAUACGCACGAGGAGGAGCCCAUGGCGAUGAUGCCAACCGCAUGUAUGAGCUUUGGUCCUGAAUCAUAUGAAGAUACUUCCAGGAGGCGUAUGAAACUAGACGAAGCUCUGGGCUUUGGUGCUGAACUCCAAGAGGUGAUCCUUACCUGGCACGUCUUUACGGAUGUUUUCCUCUUGUGCAGGGACAUGGACACCCCCAAGGACAAUGAUGCAACAUCAUCCACAUAUGUGAAGGCGAUCAAGGCAUUGUCAAAUUACAAUUGUUUUCCUCAUCGCUAUACGCCCCGACACAAUACCUGGUCUCGAGCUACGCAGCAUGUACGAAGCAACUCGCGUUGCUUUGGAUGCAGUAUGGACUACGGCUGGCGGGUUUCCAUUUCGUGAUGAACCUAGAUAUUUACCAGCAUCAGAGAAGAUUCUUGCCUACAGAGUGAAAAACAAUUUGGAUAGCAUGCAGAGAAAGUCAAUAGCCAUUCUCGGGCGUGGAGAAAAAUAUGCCAGGAUGCUUCUAGGCCUGGUACGUACAGGCAAACCUGACAACCCUGGUGUCAUAUCUCAUUUCAAAGAGGAUGAUCAUGCUGGCAUGGAAAAACUGAAGCGGCUUUUGAUGCCAGAUCUGGAAUCCUCGUGCCAAGGUGGUGUGUUGGAUAGUACCAAAGCGUUGGCGCUCAUACUGGAGGCAUGGGUGCGUCUGCUCAUCUUCGCAUCUGUCCGAUGCAGCAGAGACGCUCAUGCCAGACAGAUCAACUAUGGCGGCGAGCUCACAACCGUUGUUUGGCUCCUGGUAGAACAUGUUGCCAUGUUUUUCAAUCCGCCUGCAGAAGAUGAGCGUAAAUCCUGUUUGCCGGAAGGUUCACUGGAAGGUCCACCGGCAGAAGAUGAGCGUAAGUCCUGUUCGCUGCAAGGCUCACCGGAAGGUUCAGCAGAAGGUUCGAUGGAAAGUUCAGAAAUCUUGGAAAUUACACUCGAUGCCCGAUCUCAGAAUUCCCUCGGUGAACCCCGUUCGCCGCAAGAUAUGAGAAGCCUAAUUCGCAUGGCCAUGGAGGAAAGGAAAAUUCGGAAAAAAGAAGAAGUAAAAAAAGGGCUGCUGCUUAGUGAUGUCCAAUGUAUUAUCGACUACUGUAUUGCCGCUACUUGUGUUCCUCGGCUAAGAUUCCAGUCAUCACAUAAGUUUGUUUCUCCAGACAAAAUUUAGACCUCUCUUUAUUGCCUGUACUCUUCUCCUCUGUUGUUGUCUGUGAUUAGCUAGGUCCCGGGGGUCGGGACACCCGCUUAUCCUUGCCGUCCACCCACAGUGUCCGACUUGGCGA
Molecule: messenger RNA, 3706 nt
Organism: Triticum dicoccoides
Lineage: Eukaryota; Viridiplantae; Streptophyta; Magnoliopsida; Poales; Poaceae
Exons: 2
Coding region: 1098-2780 (560 amino acids)
Source: RefSeq, a predicted model, not a curated record